Spirometra erinaceieuropaei is the source of this 11679-nucleotide messenger RNA. NCBI's taxonomy places the organism in Eukaryota, Metazoa, Platyhelminthes, Cestoda, Diphyllobothriidea, Diphyllobothriidae. The record is from the annotation of a GenBank genome assembly.
AUGCUUCCUGAAAAAUUAUACGUAAGUCGGAAUUAAGUGUUUCUUGAUUUAUCUUAUAUAUAUAUAUAUAUAUAUAUAUAUAUAUUUAUUUAUUUAUUUUAAGUCAGCACUGAUCUUUACUUAUAAAGUUUGUUUCGGCAUUAAACGCUUUACUCCUAUGAUGAAUCUAAUUAUACGCCUGGAAAAAUUCUUAAGAAUAUUUUCCCACAUGGCGCUUUUUGAUUCAGUCUUAUCGGAUAUAUCUGAAAAAAAUUAAACAACCCUCAAUCUGUCCCUUUUCCUUGAGAACUUUAGAGCACUCUGAAAGUAGAUGAGACAAAUCUAACGACUUUAUAUGGGUUAAGAGUUGGUCAAAUCUUCGGGUUGAAGACACCAGCUGCGAUGGUUUGACUCCGUUCCAUCUAUUUAUCCGACGGAAUGUGUACAUACUAUGCCCUAGCAGGGCAAUGGGCAGCUUCUGGGAUCAGAGCGAACAGCAUUUGGGGAGUUAGAUGGUUCAGGAUAAGUACCACUACUCUGCUAGUGGAGAGGUUAUGCACUACACUUGAGAUCCGUAGUUCUUUCUAAUCGCCGGCAGAAUUUUGUGAGCUUCAUUCGCAAGGUAGGUUUUUCUGCUUUCACACAAAAUUCAUGCAUACGGACUGGUUCCGUUCCAGGCCACCUACACAGCCGCUAUCUCACAGCGAUUAAAGCUGACAUUGCAUGACUCUAAAUAAUAAAGGGCUGCAAGAUUGGACAGUACGACUAGUCCCUCGCUGUUCCUACAUUGUUUUAUGUUGAGGAGUAGCGGUCAGAUGGAUUGAAACAGAGCGGUGCUCAUGGUAGAUGGAUUAAAAUGUGCUUAGCAGUCGGCCCAAUGACUCCCACAGUGAACCACUUGGAUGAGAGUAGGUCAAGAUUGGUUUGAAAUUAAUCUGAGGUAACUGCUUAGCCUCUGUCUAGAGUUAACAUGAAACAAACUCUCGAGAUCGCGUAAGUAUCGCUGAGGCAAAAAUAGUCUAUUCGGACUUGCAGGAAGUUGUUGCCUCUUCAUGCAUAUAUCGAGUUAAAUCUCUUUAACAGAGAAUACGUAGUAGUAGAAUCCUGAAAAUGUCCACGAAAUAUUGAAGGCAUGGCUACUUGAGAUGUCUUCUGUGAUAUUCAUAAUUCUGACACUAGCUACGGAUUCCACCUCCAAACACGUUCAAGGGCUCAAUUGUAACGAUUACUUGUUGGCCUCAAAUUCACUUCCUAAAUUUGGGCUAAUUUAUGCCUGAUAACCAUUGGCCAGGAACAAAGCUAGGUGCGGUUCCACUCACAUGACUUUUGCCCAAGUAUUAUAUCUUUUCGGCCCGGACAGCUGACAGAUCGGGAUUCACCAAGAAGCGCCAUUCCGCGAGUUCUACGGAGGGCUUUCCUGAUACUGGCAGGUAACGUCUACGUUCCUCUACAGGGGUUUCCAUUCUAGACUGUGAACCGAUAUCUGCUAUAAUCGUCCAGAGAGACUGAACGCCUGCUAUGCCAAUAUGCUCGUCGCUGUGGUUUGGUGAAUCGGCAAUAACUAUAGCUGCGCUUACGUCUUCAUGUUAUGGAAUUCAGAUUGGGGCUCACUGACAUAUUAUAUCACGGUACUCGAUUGUCUAAACUCAUUAGUUAGACGGACAAUGGGUUAAGCACACAAAUGCGGACAUGAGCUAGAGGUGGGGCCUAGUGUUUGGAUUAAAGUUAUGGCAUGGAAAUGGAUGCCUCCUUGUAAGUCAGCGCGAGGGGGAGCACAUGGUGGAUAUCAUCGACAACGACGGUCACACUGUUAUUUAAGAUCUGCCUUUGCCGGACUAAUGACUGUUGCAGGUCAAGGUUGACCAAAGAUGUCUUUGGCGGCCUUGUCUGUCCAUAAAGUCCGACAGUUUCCAUCCACAAAAAUCAGAUUAGAGUCUUACCGAAAUCACGUCUAGGCGUUUUAUAGGAAACGAAAUACAAAUCUUCCCAAUGACAAAUCAAACUCCCGAAGCGCAGAGUACCAUAAAGUCCCCAAUCUACGUCGGUCACAAACUACCAUUUUUGUUUUUGAAUUUCUUGUAGCAAACCAUAUGAGUUGGAAGCCGUACUGAAAUGUACUGACAUAAUAAAGAUUUCGAUGGAUCGUAUCAUUUGUCAGCUUGAUCCGUAACGGGCAAAAUAUAGCAAGCAGCAUAAAUGUGGAUUCCAAUGUGUCCCAAUCAGAUGUCAUACGCUCACGACGCCUAAGAAGACGAUGCGCAGAAAUGUUUACACAAAUUACAGUUCCUUCGCAAAAACAUGUUUUUUGAAUUUCUUGUCUCUCUCUCCUUUCUUUUAUAGUCCCUGCGCGUAGACACCCGUGACUACAGCUACCGAAACGGGAAGUGUAUUGCGGAUGUGAACCCCUCGGACACUUUGAAGUGCUCUAUCAAGGAAGGUUAGUCACGCUCUUCUUAUGAAAAGUCAGUACUUCGUGCGUGGCAUGGGUAAGCGGGCUGCUUAGUCUUGUCAUUCGGCAGUUCGAUCGUCGGUUUCGACGAUGUUCACCGUGUGCUCCACAGCAAGGCGGAGCAGGGACGGUGACUUGUGCGUGUGUUUGUUUACAAUGAAAGUAGAUUUGCACAGCAUCUACCUCGCAAUAUCCCUUCCUCAUUCCCCAACUGGACCCGGUGUCAAGACAGAGUCAAGAAGACCGGAGGUGGCGGAGCGCGCAGGUGGCUGGCACAGCUGGAGCCGCACCUAGGCAUGCCACCGCAUCCCCUGGUCCACAUAGCAAAUGACCAGGAUUUUAAGCCGACAACAACAACAACAACAACAGGAACAUCCCAGCAGGGGCCAGAAGGACGAGGAUGAUGACUGGGCAGCCAUGCCCGUGAGCGCAUCUGCCGUCAGGGAACCAGCUGUCAGGGAACUGCCAGCGCAUACCAGUCUGUGAGGGCCGUGGUUUGCUGAUACUGGCAUAACACUCGCUUACGGACCUUUUGACCACCCGAUCGACUCCACCUCUGGUUGUACUGAUGCUGUCUUGCUGGCAGAGCCUGAUGGAUGAGGGAGAGCGAGAGCGGUGGACGCUUCGCAAGCCUGUUCCUCUAUAAAGCAGUUUAUUCGCGAGUCCCUGAUGCUGCGUCUAUUCGGCGGUGCACACGUUGACGUCAUCACUUGAGACGAUUGGACUGGCACAGUUGCGUUUCCGGCCAUGUCGCAUUAACGGUUUAAUGGAGGCUUGUGCAUGCCUGAUCAAUCGAAGAGCCGUAUGGCAUAGUUUACCUGUGGAAGGGCAGGAUAGUUAGACCUGAAUGCUGGACCAUCUCGCACGAACGAGUAGUUUGCGUACUACUUUAUAACUGACUAUGAGUUAUAAGAAAAAUGUAAGAAAAAUGUCAGACAAAACUAUUUUUCAACUUCUUAAUCUACCACAGGUAGGCAGCUUUCAGAAUUACUGAGAUACUUUAUUAUGCGUUUAAAUAUAAAAAAAGUUAAAAAAUGCGACUACAGCGUAGACUGGCAAUUGUUUCAAUAUGAAGGCUCCUUAUGCGGAAUACUGCGUCGGCCUUCAGCGCAGAAUAAGAUUAUUCAGAUCUAUGACAUAAAACCUAAAAUAACUACUAAAGUAUGUGCGUCUGUCACAAUAUAUGCACCAAAAAUAUAUACAUUUUGCUACUAAAGUUUCUUGACUAUUGAUCCUUUAAACAUGGCGACAGCUAAUCUCUUUGGAGAUGAAUGCUACUUUGGAUUUUUGGAACAUCUUGAGUUUUUAUAUGCGCAUGAGCACCCGCAACAACGAAAUGCACAUUGUUAUAGAAUGUCGCCUUCGCAUUCGUCUACACUUGAGUGAAAUUAUCGACGGUCGAUGACCAUCGAGGCGGAUUUGGAUUGCACAGAAUGAAUAAACCUUCAAGUAUAAGAAUAUAUGAGUAAUCAUUAAGCAUCUGAUGAAUACUCUCAGUUUGCUGAUUAUAUAAAAGCCGAACUGCCCCAUUUUCUGAACCGCGAACAUUCAUUGGAUAUAUAUUUUUACGAAACCGACGUUCGAGAUGGAUUUUUCGAAUGCUUUCUGAGCUAUGCGAGUGCGUGUGCGUGGAGUCCAAAAUAACAGAAAAAAAUGCAAACUACAUGGAUCCUAGAAUCGUUCCCUGAAUGAUUCACAAUCGGUAGUCAGCACACUUUCAUGUAUUAAAUCACAUAAUGCUAUUUUGGAGGAUAGUCACUUUUGCGAAGUAGUCAGCGACUUAGAUCUUGCUUUUUAGGAUUUUUAACAUCGUUUUUAAAUGACAACCGAAGAACUCAAGCGGAAAACUACCGUAAAGCGCCAGUGUUUGUCAACUCACGUACAAUAUAACAAAGCACUCCCAAGGGUGUCUGCAUUUAACCUAGUUACCUAUAAUCAUGGGCAACAAUGCUCUACGCUGAUACAUUUACCUUCGGUACAAAUUAAUUAGACCUGUUUAUGAAUUUUGGAGGGGGAGACAUUUGAUAAGUAAAGUCGUUUUUUAAACUUCUACACAUCAAUGUCGUCUUCUAGUGGAUUAGGGGUUGUCAUUACACUAUCAUGCUUACGGAGCUAUUGUGUCAUGUUUAAGCAGUACUUUCACUAAGGAUUUGUCAUCCUCCUCCUCCUCCUCCUCCUCCUCCUCCUCCUCCGCCACCAUUACUAUUAUUAUUUCUGACGUUCCCACUGCUAUUGAUAGUAGUAUCGCCACAACCACCAUUGCUAAUGCUGCCGGUACCACUUUAUCGCCAAUAAUUUAAUUGUUGUUACCAAUGCCACUACUAUUGCUAACUUUCCACCGACAGUGAUGGAAUUAGUGUUACUAAUACGUCUAGGAAUAUUAUCGGUAUCAGUGAAUUCAAAUCAAUUUAGAUUGUGACUAUCUCCAUAACGUCUAACCGCCUAAUUACAUUAACGUCUGAAAUCAGUUUAUCCUUACUGCGAAUAAUAAUGUGACUACGGAUACUGUUCAUGCAAGGGAAAGCAAAGUGAACUCUUACACAGUGGUUACGCUAUUUGUGCAAAAAUAUGUGUACGGUGCUACUUAGGGAAAUCCAGCUUUUCACCAAGUCGAUUGGCUAUAUCCGUACCGCAAGCUUCCCUAAGAGAUGCAUCAUUAUGGGGGUAUAGCCUGCGGAAUAAAUUUGUUUUAUGCCUUCUCUCUCCUUCCCAGUUGUGCACAAGAAGAUGUACUUGACGGAAGUGACAAUAUGCAACCCACAGGAGCGCAUAUGGCUCGGAUUCAAACUGCCCAGAUUCUUCGCAAAGGGUCGAUACGGAUAUGUGACUAACUUCUUCUACCCAGGCGGAGAGUGGACCAAGGCUGAUAAAUGUACGUCCUAAUUUAUGCUAUUUAAGAAACGCGUCUAAUAAGGGUACACCCUUAUACAUUGAUAGGACAGUAAUUGUUAACGGACACAGAAUCUAGUUCAGAGCUUUGACGUUAUAAGAUAGGCUUUUGCCUAUAUAUUUAUCGGAUGCGUUUCAUGUAUCACUGGAUCUGAUGCACGAAGACUGGAGUACUUAUUCUCAACACGCUAGUAGCCUUCAUCGGCAUGGUCUCAUAGACUCGUUAAUGUCUCUUUCAGUAGCUAUCUGGAAACAGACUGUAUGCACACGACCGACGUCUUAAACUAUGCCCUGGGAGAACCAAUCACCGGCGUCGAUAGGUCGCAUUCAUCUGCGUGAAGGGCUUGAAAUGAAAUAUGCAGGCCGAAAUAGGGUUCGAAUGCUAUUCUAGCGCAUGCCUGUCACUUGCUGCGAAAGUAAAUGAGAUCGUAUUUUAGGAUUACCGAAAAAAUUAUCCAAUUAGCAUGACGAAUGGCCAGGAUGGGACGAAAUGGCAUCUGCUGCAUCGAUGUGGUCAACGCUGAUGUGUUAACAGUUCCAGUCUGGCUAUCGUCGUUGUUGAGCAUAUUCGAAAGCUUUUUGAUGCUUCCAGCAGACAGCGGCGUUAAGUAAUUUGAAUAAACAAAGAGCAAGCAAAAAUUACCGGAAACGAGAGACAGACGGGUCUUGUUUCAGCUAUCUUCUCUUUCGGUAAAGAUAAAAUUGGGGCUGCCGUGCUGGAAAGUAAUUAUGAUAACACAUGGGUUUCAUUACUUUGCCAAUUAUGGUGAAGGUGCGUUCAUUGGUCAGGUUGCAGAAUGCGGUUGUCUUGUUGAGAUAUGGGUCUUAAUUAAGAACCCUGGCAGAUAGUCGCAUAGCAAUCGGCAAUGUAUAUCAAUUUUUUUCGCCCGCCAUUAGACAGGAAAUGUUUAAACCAUAAAGUGCAUUCCCCGGGAUUCAACUCCAAAUUGUCCUUUUUUCUGCUGGCUCCACUUCCGGCUUGGCCGUCCCACAGUUAACCAUCCGUAGACGCGCCGGUUGGCCAGCUAUGGCUGCGAGUUAGACCAGUUUGUUUAACUGGUAUGAGGCUACCUGGUAAUCUUGUUGGUUGCUUGUGGACCAUUAUGUUAAGUAUCCCUUCCAUAAUGGCCAAGGGAUCGCCAAGCGUUGUCUUACUUCAUGGCUUUGCUUCUGCAAUUCGCUUCACGUUCAUCACCUUCCUGACGGGUGGGGGGGGGUUAACUCCCAGCCGAUGGAAUACCCGGUGUAUUUCAGUCAUUUCCAGAACGAAAGAAACCCGUCUCCUUGUUCCUGUAAGACAAACUGAAGUAUUUUGUCGCUGAAGCAUGGUUUGUUGAACCGAACAUCUGUGCAUAUAAUAAAGCAAUUAAAUAUUAGUUAUCAGAUGACAUGAAGCCAAGAAAUGUUAAUAAGCUCUGUACUCGACUCCCGUUGGUUGGUCCAUCUUCCUUAUCCGUUCAGAUCGUCAACGGUGAUUUUUUUCAGAUUAGUCAGUGAAAAAUGGCACUGAAUCAUGUACAAAACGUAGCUCCCUACCUGAAUCACGGGGCUCACCCACUGAGGUUUAUGAGCAAUUCAUAUAACCUUGAACAAAUUACAGCGGUGGAUGCGUCCUCGGCGAGGAUUGAGUCAUGUUAGCUCUCCAGAUACUAUAUAAUCUCGCCCUCGCUGUGGGCCUGACUUUGAGAACAGAAGUGAAAUAUAUUUUUGAUAUUUCUAUUUCCACGAGGUAAUAAAACAGAGCUUCCUGCCGGUACCGUCUGCGCCCCUUAAGAAACCGAACUGGUGUGAAUUUUUAGGAAUUUCUUCCAACGAAAAAACUGAAGUUGGAAGUAACAGACGGGCAAUCGAGUGGGAAAAAAUGUUUACUCUGUAUCAACUGUAGAUUGCCUUCAGCCAAACCUGUCUUCUCCACUGCGGAUCUUCGCUAAGGGAGAAAAGCAAGUCGAAAUAACAUGCAGCACAAGGAAAAGUUCGUGUUCAGCGUCUCCGUGGGUAUGUUUUGUCUUUCACAUCUGCCAACGCGUUUGCAGCUGUUUAAAAUUUUUCCAUUCGAUGCGAAUUCGAGUUCAUAGCCCAACUGCUAGAAUACGAUUGAUAUAAGGCACCUUAGGUUACUACAGACUUUCUAGGUUGAUGUUCAUUCAGGCCGCAUUUCCACGCGUAGAAUACACCACGUUUCUCUAGGACAGCUAGUCCAACCAUUUGGAAGUGUUAGGGUACAAGCCAUAAACGUUUAAUGUUCGAAAAUUUGUUUGGCUGAAAUGAUUUUUGUUCCUUCAGAUAGUAAUGUUCACACCCGAUCGAGAGUUGUGUCGAAAUUUCUCGGCGCCCUAUUGCGGUGAGUUUGCGAAUGUUUUUCCAUUAACCCCUAUAUAUAACUGCAUGUAUUUAUGAACAGUUUGCCGGAAAAGGCCAGAGAGAUUAACUGUUGAAUGGAUAUGAGUUGUAAUCGCGUUGUCGUUGUUGUUGUUGUUGUUGUCAUCGUCGUCACCGAACCAAAAUCCAAGCCAACUUACAGUCGUCUGGAAUGUCCGAAGUCCACGAGGAAAUUUAGUGAAAUUCAAAGUUACAUGCGCAACUAAUAUCUCUCCAGCUGAUCAUCUACCAAGAAAGAUGCUCCUCUGUUUCAAAACCCUCGAGGAAUAACAGACUUUUCGAAACGGCAGUAGGUGUCAAGCUUUCGAGAGGCCUGUUAAAUAAUAUGGGAUUUGCAAAACACUAUCUGUUUGCUCUUACCUGAGUGAAUAUUUAUUAGAGUUUUCCGGAUUAGGCUGAAAACUGACGCUUCGUAAUCUAUCUAGAGGGUGGCUCUUCUUCACGACUGUCGUUUAAAAUACUAAACUGCAAGUCAGAUUACUUGCCUACGGGCGUGAUCAAGACAACAAGUCUCCCGGAAGAUUUACAUACCGUACAAACUUUUAUGACCCAGAAAAAUUGGAAAACUCUACGACGCCUUUUCAUAAUGAUAAUGCACUACUUUUUCUCGAAAUUAAAGCACAAACGUCGCUGGGGAAUUGUCACUACAGGCAAAAGGACGAGUUCCAGGAAGCAGUUCAGAGGGGGGGGACUCAAUCACUGGAACAAGAAUUUUAUUCGUCUGACGUUCCGGAUUCACACUCGAACCCCACAUUAAAGACAGCGGCUGGUAGGGAUGGCUAAUGCACAAUGCUUUCAGUACUUGUAGGUGUAGUUGCUAUGCAACCGCAUAUCUGCCACAAAUAGCAGCUUCUGCAUUGAUCGGAAAUAGUCAUAUGUGGUGAGGCGAUUAAUUGAUAGUCCGCAUCUGAAUCGCUAACCACUGCAAUCUCGUCGGUCCUAGAUACUUGCUCGACAAUUUGGACCCAGGAUAUCGUCACUAGAAACAAUGCUCGCCAAUGCGCGCUCCAAGCGGGACUAUGUGAUCUCUCUUCAGGUAGCUUCGACAAAACUGCUUAUGGUACCGUCGGGUGUUCCGCCGCCGUGCUGGAAAGAAAAGACUACCUUCAGGAAACCGAGAACUCGCUGAAAGUGGCCAGUUAUAUUUUCCUGAAAUAACUGGCCGCGAAAAGGGACUGGCGAGCGAAAUUAAUAUCGAUUUGUUGACAACGGAGACCUUAGUUCAAUAUUGCCUCGGACGCGACCAAAUACCCUAAUGGUUUGGGUGCUCUCUGGAAUUGUCCACGGACAAGUGAACGUGAGGUCAAUAGUUUCACUGAUUUCUGAAGUCAGUGGUUUGAGAAACCAGUUUUCUAACACCAUGUGCUGACACCUCUGGGCGCGGUAUGUGGAAGAAAUCGUCGUCCACAUCAAAUGGAUCAGAUGUGGACAUCUAAAGGACAUCUUGACGCCAUCCCCACAGGCAUGCAGUUAACGACGGACGAGGAAGAUAGUAAGCAGCUUCCCUUCUUGGAUCUGCUCUCCUCUGUCGCAGGGCUGCACAGGCAGGUGAAAAGUACGAAAAAAACAGCCGCAGCCACGCAAUCAGCUAGCAACUAGGUGCAUAGGUGCUAAGGUGCAUUACAGCGAACAGGAGGACAGGGUUAUCGAACUAUAACAUCUAGCGGGUACUCAGAGCAGGUAGCCACUAGUGCAAAUUCGUCAACUGGUGACAAGGUAAGACGAAAUAAAAACACUGUGCCGUUCUGAAAUUUUAGCGACUGCUCCCGCACUCCAAGAAUGGCCCUGAAAGCUGUCAGAUGCCAUCUUUGGCCAUUUGGAUUUGGGAUCCCAGACUGAUUGGAGGCAACCACUAGCCGCCAGAUAAUUAGGUCGAAAGAUCUGCCGCCACAAUGGAACACGCUUGCAGUCGCUUGCCGAAUCCAGUAUAAUUGCGGGCAGAGCAAAUGCGCAGGGGGAACUCGGAGAUUACUCCGGACACGGAUGACCGAAUAGGCGGCGCAGUGAACAGGAAUAACCCCAGUCCACAGGUCGCGGAUCAUUUAGCAGGAUCCAUGCAAACCUUGAAGGCAAAAAAGAUCAAAAUUCUCGUGAGAGGUGACAAAUGUGUGCAUCACGCGCCGCCUCAGCCCUGGUUAUCCUGCUCACAGUCCAUUAAGAAGCCCAGUGACUUUCUCCUUCAUAUUAGCUGCUCGGAAUUUGCCUGACCAGAGUCGUGCGGGAAGUGCGCGAACCAACAUUAUUUCCAAUGUCAGAGUCGGUGAAAAACAAUAACCUACCCGGCUGGAUGUUCCAUAUGCACGUUCCGACUUCAUUGAUUGACCCUCUACGAACAAUUAAGUCAGAGAGAGUAUAUCUCCUCUAUGGUGGUUGCCAGUCUGAUAAGGUAAAACCAAUGAUCUGAGAUGUUUGACCUGAGCCAAAAUACGCAUCUUCGUGUCUUUUUUAGGAAAGAAAGACAAUGGAGAUGUGGUGGAGUACACCUACACACUGAAGCGUCCUAAUCAGGGCCAUCAGUUUGAGUACGUCUUCUGUUCCACCUCUAACAGCUACCUAUCUACUAUCAUCGACUGGGAAAACAAGAGUAAGUUUCCAAUCAAAACAUUCUCAGCUAUGUCCCAUCAUCAAAAACAUUGUUCUGUCCUACCGCGAGUAACCCUGUUGUACCAAAAUCCUGUGCUACCAAUUGGAGGAUCUGAGGUCAGUCAUUCAUUAAGACUGUAGACCACAGUUGCUCGUCAGUAUUAGACGCCUGAUACUAAAAUACUAACGAUAAUAUAAAGUGUCAGACGAUUUGCUACACGACGCAGACCAGUGGACGCAAAAAUGCAGACAGUCACCUAGUUAAAGGGCAGUCCUAUGUAAUACAGUAGCUAGUCGACUGUUGUAUAGGAGAAUCAAAGAAGGAGGCUGUGGAAAAUAUCAAUAUUUUGAGUGUAGUGAAAUUUCUACACAGUAACUGCACAGACGUGUCUGCUUUAAGGAGAACCAAAAAGUGGUCACAAACGAGUCGUUUAAAAUUUGGGUUCGGUACUCUUCCGAUUCCAUUAGAAGAAAACGACCCUUUAAAAGAAAUUGAUGUAGAUAAAUGUUUGGAAAAGUAGAUAUUCGGUGACAGAAGCUAAGGUCCGCUACUGACAGUAAAGAGAUAAGGUAACGUAUUCUGCCAAAAGAUAGUCAACUGGAGGAAGUACCUGUUUAAACUUAAUGCAUCCACCAAAGUUUAAAAUUAAUAACUCUGAAUGGUUUGAAGUUGGAUCACAGUACCCCCUUGUGUCGGCAAAAUUUAAGCUGACUGAAGAUGUGCUGAAUGCAUAAGUGUUAAAGUGUUAAAAGAGUUUGAAAGUCGAAAAACGUCGACGCGGCGUCUGAGCUUGUAGUCAUGCUUUUCCGCACAAGUCGGGGAUAUAAUCGAUGUAAAAAUUUCUGAUAUGUUUGCCUGAACGAGCUAGUAACUAAAUGUUUCUUGCUUUUUAACGAACUCCUACCCAGAAUACGAAGGUGACGAUGACAUUGGCGAGAGCGAGGACGGCAAGGAUGAGGAGGAGAGCGAGGGGGGCAAGGAUGAAGAAGAGAGCGGAGACGAUGAGGAUGAGGAAGACAGCGAGGACGGCAAGGAGGAAGAAGAGAGCGGAGAUGAUGAGGAUGAGGAAGACAGCGAGGACGGCAAGGAGGAAGAAGAGAGCAGAGAUGAUGAGGAUGAGGAAGACAGCGAGGACGGCAAGGAUGAGGAGGACAGCGGAGACGACGGGGACGAAGAAGGCAACGAGGACGGGGAGGAUGAGGAAGACGGCCAAGGUGACGACGAAGAUGCUAGUGAGGAUGACGUUGGCGGCCCCGAAAACGACGACAUCCAAGGCAACCCCGAUCAGUGUAGGGACUCCUGGAAAGAGUCCUCAAUACACGAUCUUGAAGAAGGUGUAUUCGGCUCAGAAGAUGACGGAGUUGACUUGAGUGAUGUUGCAGACGUGGACGAUGAAUGA